AUGUCGGCGGUACACGACAAACAGCUGCCGGAUGUCGGAGCGCCAGACAGGGAGCGUUGCUCGGAACCGGCCACUUUGAGCGUUUCGCAGCCGGAGGUAGUCUCCGAGAAGCAGUCUGCCGGUGAAAAGCGUGAACACGUUGUAGACGUGGCUAUGAGCGCUGUGAACGAGGCGCGGAAGCUGGCUAGAAUUGAGUUUCGGCGCUCUUUGCAGAGAACACUGGAAGAGCUCGCUGAGGAGGUGCCUAUCUUUGGGCGCCUGCUGGCCUUUGAGCGAGCGCUAGACAUGCGCGUCGCCAGGGCUCUUCAGCGGCGUGACGAGCGAGCAGCGGCAGCGCUGCUUCUUGAAGCCGCUGACCGAGGCGACCAGCUGGAGCAGGCAAGGCUGCCGGGGAACGCUCCGGCUGCUUCGAACAGUGGCUUGGCGUUCCCGUCUGUAGCGCAGUAUCCUCGGAGAAGGUGUACCUUUCGUCUUUUUGUCUACAAUACUUUUGAGGGCCAGGAGCCAGCGACGGGCGAUGGAGCAGAAGAACGCACCCCCAGCUGGGUGCUUCGUAUCCACGGCCACGUUCUCAACGGACCGCAGGUCGCAGAGCUCGCGUUCACUUCAGUCUUUGAGCGAGUUGUGAUUGCAGUAGACCCAGAUAACCAUUUUCAGCAGGCUGAAACGAUCGAAUGGAGGCAGUCGCUGGUACCUGGCUCGCAGGUCCUCGCUGGCUCUAGAUUAGAGAGCGCUUUCCCCAACGCGGAUGCGCCGAGCGCUGGACCUGAGGCGGCACAAGCUGCCUGCAACCAAGGCCAACCGCGUCCUGGGCAGCGCACUGAAGCUCAACACCCAGCGGCAGCAGCAGCAGCAGCAGCAGCAACCGCAGCGGACGACUCCAUAGCAGAUGGGAUCGAACUGCGCCGCUGCGGACAGCAGCCGGUUCCAGUAACGAUUCUGCUGUACCUGCGACGUUAUCCACCAGUCUAUCAGUUGUCGCCGGAGCUUGUGGCGCUUUUAGGGGUUGAGCAAGACACGCUCGCCGGAGUACUAACGACGUUCUGGCAUUAUAUCCGGCGCCAGGGUUUGAUGCACCCGGAGCGGCCGGGGUUUGUUUUGCUGAAUGAAGAACUGAGGCGCAUUUUCGGAUGGAGCAAACACGAGCCCACCUCUGCGCAUGAGUCACACCAGGAGAACGAGCGCUCCCCGAAUCUACCUAGACCCGAACGAACUGAGGAGCCUAUCGACGACGCGUUCGAGGGCUCGGUGCCGAUGAUGCCGCUUCACGUCAUUGGAGAGCGUUUGCGCGAGCAUUUGGGGCCUGCGCCUCCCCUUGAGCUGCACUACACGAUUCAGUUUGAUUCACCAGUCGAGCAUGAUUGCUACGAUAUCGAAAUCGAAUGGCCAGAUGCCUUGCCGAUGGACGUCUGCACCGAGCGAACUGGAGCGGAGAUCGCAUCUUCCGGGCAUGUUUCGGAAAAGAAUGCAACAGCGAAACCUCUUUCAGCACCGGGUUCUGCGGGUCUCGUCGGCAGCGAGCGACCAUCCGAAGAUACCGACAAAUCGGGGGACCAACGCGCUCCGCUGCACUUUGGAAGAUGUUCGCUAUAUGCAGGAAGCAUUGAAAUCCAGAAACUGCAGCAGCAAUUCGAAGAGACGCUCGAACGCAUCCAUGCUGCGUAUUUACGACGUGAUUUUUAUAGGAGUUUCGCCAAGGCCCCCGCAGCGUUCCUGCGUGACCUCAUUGUCAGCCAGGCACGGGACGCUCGCCUCGUUCGAGGCCAGUCGGGCCGAACCAUCGAAGAAGAGCGUCGUUCAGGGCUGUACUACCAGCAGUGGCUCCACGAGGCGAUUCCACGGUACCUGUGGCGAACGUUGCGCUCGCGGGAGCACCAGCAUCGCCAAGUCCAAUACGCGGCAAGCGAGGCGACCAAAGCAGCAUCUCCAUCGGCAUCUCCAACAACCUAA
Cyanidioschyzon merolae strain 10D is the source of this 1950-nucleotide messenger RNA. RefSeq names its product SWI/SNF related, matrix associated, actin dependent regulator of chromatin, subfamily d. The coding region runs from base 1 to 1950 and encodes 649 amino acids. The transcript has a single exon. The record is from RefSeq and is a predicted model, not a curated record. Gene Ontology annotation, cellular component: nucleus; SWI/SNF complex. Gene Ontology annotation, biological process: regulation of transcription by RNA polymerase II. NCBI's taxonomy places the organism in Eukaryota, Rhodophyta, Bangiophyceae, Cyanidiales, Cyanidiaceae.